Messenger RNA from Dovyalis caffra, 168 nucleotides. Lineage: Eukaryota; Viridiplantae; Streptophyta; Magnoliopsida; Malpighiales; Salicaceae. The record is from the annotation of a GenBank genome assembly.
AUGGCACCUCUAUGGACUUAUAAGCUGCAGGAGUUGGACAUGCCAACCUUGCCACUAAGAUAUAGUUGUGUAGGAAUGUCACAUUUGUGUAGACUGGGGACUGCUUCUGUCUGUGUGAGUGUUAAUGAUCCUGUCAGCGCCAGCAAAGGCUCUAGCAAAAAUGUUUGA